Molecule: messenger RNA, 1471 nt
Organism: Arabidopsis thaliana (thale cress)
Lineage: Eukaryota; Viridiplantae; Streptophyta; Magnoliopsida; Brassicales; Brassicaceae
Product: aldose 1-epimerase family protein
Exons: 8
Coding region: 206-1201 (331 amino acids)
Biological process (GO): carbohydrate metabolic process
Molecular function (GO): glucose-6-phosphate 1-epimerase activity; isomerase activity; carbohydrate binding
Source: RefSeq, marked reviewed
AGAGUAUCGACGCUAAUGCUGAUGCAGAGAACAACUACAAAUGCGCACAAUGGCCUUCUUCUUCUUCAUCAAGCUCCGGACUCAAAACCCAAAUCUCUGAGAAAGAAUCAAAGCCAAUAUUCGAUCAAUCAAGCUGGAGUGGAAGAAAGGGAAAGUGAACCCAUUCGUGAGGGGAAUAAGAUCGAGGUUAAUUAGGCCCAAAUCGAUGCCUUUAAAUGUAGUCAAUGAUCGUGAUGGCUCUUCUCGCAUUCUUUUGACCGACCCUGCCGGAUCAACUGCUGAGGUGCUUUUGUAUGGAGGGCAAGUGGUUUCUUGGAAAAACGAAAGGAGAGAGAAGUUGCUUUAUAUGAGCACCAAGGCGCAAUUGAAGCCACCAAAGGCGAUCAGGGGAGGGUUACCUAUCAGCUUUCCACAGUUUGGAAAUUUUGGUGCACUUGAGCGACAUGGAUUUGCCCGUAACAGAUUCUGGUCACUUGAUAAUGAUCCUUCACCUCUGCCUCCGGCUAACCAGCAAUCAACUGUUGAUUUAGUAUUGAAGUCUACUGAAGAUGAUUUGAAGAUAUGGCCUCAUAGGUGUGUACAGUUGAUAUCUCUCUUAGUCCAUUUCAAUCUCAUCGACAUAAUCUUUCUCUGCCUACUUCGUUGCAGCUUUGAACUUCGUGUUCGCAUAUCUAUCAGUCCUGGAAAACUUACAAUAAUCCCGCGUGUGAGGAACACUGACACAAAGGCAUUUUCCUUUAUGUUUUCACUUCGUAACUACUUAUAUGUAUCCGAUAUAAGUGAAGUUCGGGUUGAGGGUCUGGAGACGCUUGAUUAUCUGGACAACUUGAUGCGUAGAGAAAGAUUCACGGAGCAGGCAGAUGCAAUUACCUUUGACGGCGAGGUUGAUAAAGUGUACUUGAACACGCCGACAAAGAUUGCCAUCAUAGAUCAUGAGAGGAAAAGAACUAUCGAGUUGCGAAAGGAAGGCAUGCCAAAUGCAGCUGUGUGGAACCCUUGGGACAAGAAGGCCAAGAGUAUUGCAGAUAUGGGAGAUGAGGAUUACACAACAAUGCUGUGUGUAGAUUCUGGUGCUAUAGAAAGCCCAAUUGUGUUGAAGCCACAUGAAGAGUGGAAAGGAAGACAAGAACUCUCUAUCGUCUCCUCAAGCUACUGCAGCGGUCAGCUCGAUCCACGUAAGGUUCUUUAUGGGGAUUACUGAUAAUAUAUAUGAAAUCAAACUUGGAAACAUCAUCAGUCUUAUAUUUUGAUCGUCUUCAUGGAUAAAGCGAUUGAUGCCCAAACAAAUCUGAUAUGAUAUGAUUUUGUUUGGAGCUAUUGCCCUUUGUGAGUUUCUGACAGGCACACAGAAAGAUAGGCAAAUGUAGUAUUUUGUAACGUUGCCUUCUGUGUGGCGGUCAGGGACUUAUUAAUAUGUAUUAUGGUUCACCCGGAAACAUGAGUCUUAUAUUGAAUCGUCUUCUUCAUGAUC